Hypanus sabinus (Atlantic stingray) is the source of this 349-nucleotide messenger RNA. RefSeq names its product zinc finger protein 174-like. Lineage: Eukaryota; Metazoa; Chordata; Chondrichthyes; Myliobatiformes; Dasyatidae. The transcript has 2 exons. The coding region runs from base 42 to 266 and encodes 74 amino acids. The record is from RefSeq and is a predicted model, not a curated record.
CACGCAUGCGCGCAGUACACUGAAGGCCUUGAAAAUGUCGGAUGCGGGUUAAAAACGGACAGGAAUUUGUCUCCAGGAAUCUCAAACACGACACGCCAGUUUUGUUGUCUCUGUCUAGAUAUUUAAGAAGUGGAGCAAGGGAUCCUAUCGACCAUCCAUCCUGCUCAGACUGUGGGGAGGGAUUCACUCGGUCAUUUGACCAACUGGCAAGCCCGGCAUUUUACACAGGAGAAAGGCCGUUCACCUGCUCAGACAGUGGGAAUUGAUUCACUUGGUCAUUUCAACUGAAGGUACAUCAGCAAGUUCACACUGGGCAAGGCCAUUCAUCUGUUCUGUGUGUGAGAGAUUC